UACUGAGUUGAUCUCUGGGUUGAUCAUCUGCAACCUUUUAAAGAAUUGCGUUACUAUAUGUGACUUGUACAACACAUAUUCCGAUUAUAAUUUAACGUUUUUUCAUAAAGUGAUGCGCAAGGUACAACGAUUCAGAUUAGAUUCUCUGAAUGACACCUCCCGCAUGUAUUGAUGUGUAAAACGUCCUCUAAAUGAUACAUAUUUUUGCUCUGUUACAUUUUUGAUAGGACAAAGAUGAAUCAUCACAAUGAGUUCCAAGCUGUUGUGCUUGCCGGAGGGAAGGGUUCCCGUAUGACAGAGCUCAUGGCAAGCACACCCAAAUGUCUUUUGCCGAUUGCGAACAUUCCGAUGAUCUGGUAUCCUUUGCAGAUUCUUGAACGUUCAGGCUUUAAGGAGGCGAUUGUUGUAAUUGCUGAAGCAACCAAGUCUGACGUGUCAGUAUCGCUGGACAAGUUAGGUCUGAAGAUCAAAAUAGAAUUUGUGGGAAUCCCUGGAGCUGAAGAUCUCGGUACAGCUGAUUCUAUCCGACUUAUUCAUGAGAAGAUAUACACGGAUAUCCUAGUGAUAUCUUGCGACUUGAUUGCAAAUGUAGAUUUGUCAGACAUUCUGAAUCUAUAUAGAAAACACAGCGCGAGUGUAACUGCCUUGAUGUUGCCUGCACCGAGAUUACCGAAUGAUUUCGUAACACCAGGCCUGAAAAACAAGCAGAAACCAGAAACAGACUUGAUCGGCAUUGACAAUAAUACAGGACGACUAGUCUUUUUGGCUUCCUCAUCUGAUUUCGAGGAAACGAUCAACAUCUCGCAAAGGCUUCUUAGAAAACACGCCAGCUUUACCAUUCACUCCAAACUAAUGGAUGCACAUUUGUAUAUUAUUAACAAAUGGGUAGUAGACUUUUUGGUAUUUAACAAAACUUUCACAACGCUAAAGGGUGAACUUCUGCCAUACAUAGUUGGCAAACAAUUGUCCAGACCUAAACAGUGCAUAGAUGAUAAGACUUCCAUGGCUCAAAUGGAUUUGAAGGAAGAUAUCUUCCAUUUUGCGAUGGAGAAAGAAAGCUCAUUGGAUGAGUUGAUAAAAAAAAUAUCAGCCUUCAAUGAUCAUAGCACCGAUCUAGAGGAUGCUUAUAAUGGAGAUAUAAUACGAUGUUACGCUUAUGUGUCGAAUGAAAAGUUUGGUCUUCGAGCAAACACUGUGCAAAUGUAUCAUCUUGCAAAUGCUAAGAUAUCAGAAUGGUGGGAUAAUGAUAAAAAUAUCAGUCAGUUACCAUCAAGUGUCUCGAACACAGCGAUUGUGCGCAGUACACAAAUGCAAGAAUGUCGCAUAGGCGACAAUUCGUUAAUCGAAGAAAAAACAUCAUUGAAACACAAUCAUAUUGGACCUAACAGUGUUGUGGAAUCUAAAACAAGAAUAUCUCAGAGUGUGAUAAUGGGACACGUAACUAUUAAGCAAAAAUGCGUUAUUCACAAUUGCAUACUGUGCAACGGCUGCACCAUUGAGGAAGGCACCGAAUUAAAAAACUGCUUAGUUGGAGCACAACACGUUGUGAAAUCUGGUAGCCAACAUUCUUGCGAAGUGCUUACUGAUGCAGAUAGGCUCAUAGAAAUUUAACUAUCCAUUUUAUAUUAUUAAAUAAAUUAUUGUAAAUAUUAGAUUAUAUUGUUGCGCGCCGCGCGUCGUCCGAUACAUUCGAAAUUUGAAAUAAAUAUCUGAAUUGAACGGGAAAUAUUUGUAAACAAGACGAGAUGACAGUUUAGCGUCGGAUUCCUGCCGAGGAGGAUGCCUCGUUGUUCUGUUUUUUGUGUUUGCAAUAAAGUUGGUGUUCUUUUAACAAA
This is a messenger RNA of Monomorium pharaonis (pharaoh ant), 1835 nucleotides long. It is a transcript of the gene eIF2Bgamma, whose product is annotated as translation initiation factor eIF-2B subunit gamma. NCBI's taxonomy places the organism in Eukaryota, Metazoa, Arthropoda, Insecta, Hymenoptera, Formicidae. Gene Ontology annotation, molecular function: guanyl-nucleotide exchange factor activity; translation initiation factor activity. The coding region runs from base 235 to 1611 and encodes 458 amino acids. Gene Ontology annotation, biological process: cytoplasmic translational initiation; biosynthetic process. The record is from RefSeq and is a predicted model, not a curated record. The transcript has 5 exons. Gene Ontology annotation, cellular component: guanyl-nucleotide exchange factor complex; eukaryotic translation initiation factor 2B complex.